GGCUACAGUUUGCUCACAACCUCAGUCUGUGGGAUGUGUUUGGGCAAUCAGAGGAGGUGAAAGAGCUAGAGACACAUGGCUUGGUGCUUUUGGACCACAGAAAAGAAAAAGUUAAAGACAUUUGAGCAGCCUUCCUCUCCAGUGCAAGAGGAGCCAGAGCCUGUGAGCUGUGUACUUCAAGGAGAUGAAAUCCAAGCUUUAGCCAUAAAGCUAGAAGACUUAGCAAAGCUUCGUGCUGCACAUGUUCCUCAAGAAGAGAAAGAGAAAUCUUCUGUAACCAAGAAGUACCUCAUUCGCAGAUCCAAGCCUCAAGACAUUAGGAAGAAAUCACAUGUUCUGGUUGCUUAUCCAACACUCUCAGAGGAAUCCAAGAAAACACUGCAUUACUCUGGUAUAGAAGGACCAGUAAUUGAUAACUGUGGACAUAUCCUCCCCCACACCAUUUUAGGAACUCUCCAGGAAUUCAAAGAAGAAGCCUUAAGAAGAGGACACUCCCAGGUUGCAAGACUAGUUCCUGAUGACUCCCAGUUUACAUUUGCAGUUCCUGUUUUUGGGAAUUACAGAGUAAAACAUGAAGAAAAGAAAACUCCCCAGACACCUCCAUCACAACACAUGGCUCUCCAAAACUGGAACCGCAAUAUGGCACUCAGGAAGAAGCAGCAGAAAAAGCUGUCAGAACAUCUUCAGAAAUCAGAAAGUGAUCUGCUGAUGAACUUUUCAGAGAAUUACAGGAGAAUCCAAGAACAACGUACACUAAUUGACCGCAGUCUUCCUGCUCUGUACUUUGGAAAGGGCUAUAGCGGACAUGAAUUCUGGACUGAGCCUGUAUACAUGGGUGAUGAGCUCACUGGCCUGGCAGUAACACUGGGUCAGACUGAACGUGGCUUCCCAGAAGAAGUCACUCAUGUUGGGAAACCUCGCAGCAUCUGGAUGGAGAUGGGUACCAGACCUCCAAAAUACCAAGCUUUCCAUCAUGCCUGGGAAGAUAGUCUCUUUCUAAAGCAUCGGCGAAAUGAGUUAAAAGAGAUCUUAGAAGAACUGGAUUUUUAUAAUCCGGACCUAGAUGGCCUGGAGGUCAUAGGCAGAAAUCGACCUUUCACUAGCGUGUCAGCAAAGAGCUUUUCACUCUGUGAAGAUAAAGAGUUUGUUGAUGAAAGAAAAAUUGCGGACCCAUUAGAAGACUAUCCAGAUGUAUUUUCAGAACCGAUAUUGGGCCCUUCACUGAAAUUUUGUGGACAGCCAGCUCGCUGGAUCAACACAACAACUCAGACGGAAGAAGUUGGCAUUGCUGCCCGGGUCACCUUUGAAAUUCUGGUAGGGGAGAAAGCUGAAUCUCUCCUCACAGUAAGCAAUGAUGGCACUGCAGCCAUCUGGUAUGAUUGGCGAAGGCUACCUCAUCCAUUUACUUUUCAGGAGAAAAAGAGGAAAAAGGCACAGAAUUUUUACUUUAACACCAGGUCAGGGAUUAUUUUACCUGGAGAAACCAAGAGGUUUUUCUUCAUCUUCAAGUCAAUGAGUGCAGGUAUCUUCAGUGAGUCCUGGGAGUUUGGUACUCAUCCUGUAUUACUAGGAGGAGCUGUGUUGCAAGUGACUCUGUGGGGAGUAGCCCUAUAUGAAGAUAUAUCAUCUGGGAUCAGGGAAGAGUUGGAGAAAGAACUUCAAGCCCGUGAAGCUGCUGUCAUUGUGGAAGAGAACCUGAAGGACCUGUUUGAUCGAAUCCAUACCCCAGAGCGAGUACGGUCUCCUCUUGAUGCAUAUGUCACAGAGGAGGAGUUAUUCCAGAGAAAGAAUCCAGAGCUUUACUAUAAACACCAGGUGGUAAGGGAACUCCAUGAGUUAUGGAACAAGCUCAUGAAUCCCCCUCAGGUGGUAGAGGUCUACGUGUAUGAGGGACACAGGAAAAGCAUUCCUAUUGACUCCCCACCAAAGAGUGCUACUGAAUCACAGAAGAGUCCCUCCCCAGCUUUUUCAAAAGCAGGGGGGUCUGUAACAGAAGAGGAUGUAACUCAUUUGACUGAAUCUGAGGCGGAGGAGAUAAAGCAAGUAGAGCCCAUGAAUCGAGUGGAGUGGAAUCUUUCUGUUGCAGAUUUCAAACAGUCUGUGCUGACAAUCCCUGAUGAAGAUGAGCGAGAAGCUGCCCUGGCUCAAAUCAAUAAAGCAGUACUGGAACUUUGUAUGGCACCUUUGACAACACAGACAGAACUCUUGUACCACAUAUGUUUUCAGUUGUGGUGUGAAGUAAUUGAUGGUCUGGUGACCCGCUCUCUGAUGCUCAGAUCCCUGCUUGGUAUGCCUGAGAAGGACACUUACAUUGAAAUUGUGCCAGAGGAGUUAGGUAAGUUUUCAGCUCAACAGACCAAUUCUGUCUUGGGAAAGGAGUGGAGCAUGACAGAAUCUGAAGAUGCCCCAGACAGAGCCUUCCUAAUCCAGGUGUGGAGUCAAUGGCAAAUCUUAUUGGGUCUUAUAAGAUAGGUUUAUUCCCCGUCUCCCCAAAUUCAGCAUUUGUUGCUGCCCAAUAGGAGCUUUUCUGGUCAGAGAUAUUAGUAAAAUAAUGAACACUUGUAAGACUUGAAUUAAACAGGGUUCAAAUAAGGGCACCGUUCUUUUUUUCUGAGCAGUUGAAACAAAACCAGUGGCUGUAAAGACAGGGAAGGAGGACCGGAAAGUUCAAAAAGAAGAUAAGAAGGCUGCUGCAAAAGAAAAAGGAAGGGCCUCAAAAGAGGUAUGUGGUUAGGCCUCCAUGAAGAUGAGUCCUGGGAGAUUACAGGCCCAGUUCAGGGAAGGUAUCUGGAAGAUUCCCAGGAUAUGCAUCAGUAGCUUCUUUGAUCUGACCUUUGCUGAAAGGACAGUUAGUUUUGGACACACAACAUGGAUGCAUGAAACUGUGUAUCUGUUAUAUGUAGGUAGUAUUGCGCCAUAUUUCUUGUCAAAUGAAAAGUAACAGGUGGCCCUACCCCAUUUUUGAGCGGUGCCCUUUUGUGGUGUCCCUUGAGGGAAUCCCUUUUGGGAGGUCUCUUCUCAGUCUCCUUUGGUUUGAUUCUCUAGGGGGUUCCCUGAGGACCUCCCAUAAGCUUGUGGAUCCUCCUGAACCUCAAAUCCCACAAGAGGGCAGCCAUCUUUGAUAUACAAAACUUGGGUUGUGACCCCUCCCUGAGCUCAUCUUUGAACCCCUGACUGCUAGGAACAUAUUCUGAGCCUGUCUGGCUUUCCCCAAUGGCAUAGUGAUGAUUUUAGCAUGACUAGCAGCAGUUUAUCCCUCACCAUUGGGAGUGCUGAGACCAGCUCAGAGAGGUGUGACACCUCAACCUGAAAAACAAGUUGUUUCAAUAAAAAUGGCUGCUGCUUGUCAGGCUAAAAUCAUCACCUCACCCACAGAGAAGCUCUGACCACUUCAAAAACUUCCUAGUGGUCAGUGGUCCCAGAAUGAGCUCAGAGAAGGGUCACAUCCCAGCCUGAGAACCAAGUUUUGUGCAACAAAGAUGGUUGCCCUGUUUGGGGUUCAGGAGGGCCCAGUGGUCAGGAGUCCCACAGACUCAUGGGAGAUCCUCAGGGAACCCUUAGAAUCCUAGGGAGACCAAUAGGGAUCCCCCCUCAAAAGAGAUUUCCUCAAGGAAUCGAAAUCAGGGAAGUGGGACUAAAAGGGCACCCCUCAAAAAAGGGGUCAAAAAUGACACUUUUCAUUUGAUGAGAAAUAUACACACACACCCUGCCUCAAUACUUGUUCUCAUCUCUUUGCCUUUCUUUCUGUUUU
This is a messenger RNA of Sceloporus undulatus (fence lizard), 3751 nucleotides long. It is a transcript of the gene MYCBPAP, whose product is annotated as MYCBP associated protein. The record is from RefSeq and is a predicted model, not a curated record. NCBI's taxonomy places the organism in Eukaryota, Metazoa, Chordata, Lepidosauria, Squamata, Phrynosomatidae. The coding region runs from base 76 to 2472 and encodes 798 amino acids. The transcript is spliced from 16 exons.